Molecule: messenger RNA, 1895 nt
Organism: Stylophora pistillata
Lineage: Eukaryota; Metazoa; Cnidaria; Anthozoa; Scleractinia; Pocilloporidae
Product: three prime repair exonuclease 2
Biological process (GO): DNA catabolic process
Cellular component (GO): cytoplasm
Molecular function (GO): nucleic acid binding; 3'-5'-DNA exonuclease activity
Source: RefSeq, a predicted model, not a curated record
AAAAGCCUCGUUUUGGUGUCUAAAUAUUGUGAGAAACUGAAUCCGAACAAGUGGCGCGAAAGUGAAAAAAAUACAUGUGACAUGUCCUCAAUUCUUUUCAAAUUUUCACCUCUCUUUUUGCGGAUCUGGUCUUCUAAACUACCAAGAAGAAGAAUGAUUUGUGACUCACAGUUCACUUCUUUCAUUUUCCUUGAUCUUGAAACAACAGGACUCAAAAAACCUCGUGGAAUUACUGAGCUAAGCAUGAUAGCUGUCGAACGAGAACAUAUCAUUGAGAGUUCCGCAACUAAAACAGUCCCUCGUUUGCUUGAUAAAUUUACCACUUGUGUUAGACCUACGAAGGAGAUCGAGUCAGGUGCUUCUAUGAUCAGCAGAAUAUCGGAAGGAGAUCUCGAGAGGAAGAAAACAUUUGAUAUUGAGCUUGGAAGAAUGGUCAAAUCGUUCAUCACCAGACAACCUCAACCGGUGUGUUUGGUUGCUCACAAUGGCGACAACUUUGACUUCAAUAUUCUUGUUUCUCAUCUUCAAACUGUCGAAAUAACGUUACCCGGGACAGUCUACUCCUCUGAUUCGCUCAAAGCCUUUCGAAAACAGCACAAAGAAGCUGAAAAUGGGGGGAAUAAAGAAGAGAGUGUGGAAGAAGAUGUGAAUCGCAAAGGAAAGCGAUUUUAUUCCCUAAAACAUUUGUACAGCACCUAUGUGGGUGGGGAAAUUGCUGACGCUCAUAGUGCAGAGGCAGAUGCGUUUGCUCUGUUAAAACUUGUUGUCCUUAAGCCAGACAUUCUGAUAUACUUGGAAAAUGAAGCACGUCGACUUUUUCCAAAAGACAAAGAAAUUGCAAGGGAUCCCGAAGAACCACCAAUGAGUGUGGAAGAAAAGUCUGCAAGCCAAGUUCAAAAUGCAAAUUCACCACAGUUAGAAAAGGGCGAACUUUUAUAAGAUUGCUCUUUAUUUUAAUCAAAAACAGUUAUUGAGUGUAAACCGUAAGUGAUAAUUGUUUUUCUGAUGUGAUUAUCUGAGAAUAACACCUAACAGCACUUACUGGUGACUGAAAUUUGAACAACGUAAGCACUGCCUUGACUUUGAUGAUCCAGUCUGCCGUGUAUGGCAGAACUUGACAAGAUCUUGUGUGUGCAAAGGUGAUUCUGUCAUUUGAAAUGUAUGGUAGGAAAGGAAAAAAAUUGUGCAUGCAUCUGUCAAACUCAGCAGACAGUAUGAUAUUAUGACCCCCACUCGGGGUUUCAAUUAUUAGGUCACUUACAUGGCUAGCAGUCUCUUUUAAGACUGCCCUUACUCAGACCAUCACAGAAUACCAUCUAUGGAAAAAGAAAAAGAAACCAAAACAAGUUUGAACAGUGAAAAUUUGCUAUGCAGUUCUAUUUUAUCAAGGAUAUGGAGCACACUAUGAUUUGAAAUGUACUUUUAAAAAUUUGUUUUUUAUUUUGUUGUUGAUAUUGUUAUUAAUCAUUGACUAUUCAUUUUGAGAAAAGAAUGGCUGAAGGUAAUCAUUUGGUUUUCUAUACCUAUAAUGAGGAGGUCUUGGGCCCAAUUGUUUUGAGGGGUGGACAAUGUUACCCAAAGGAUAAAUUGCUAUCCAGCUGAAAAGUUUUAACACCAUGUGCUUUUCCAUCCAUUGGAUAGAGAUUAUAGUAUACUAUUAGCCAUGCUUUGAACAUCUUUCAGAGACCAAGAGGUUAACUUUUUAUGUUUUAGGAUAGGGAAGACUUAAUAGAAGUUGUGCAAAGGGCCAAUAACACUACUCCAGUUGAAAAGUGUCAACAAAACAUAUUGCACUCUCCUACAGAUAGUGACUUAUCCAGAGGAGAGAGUUAUCCCACAGGGGGGCCCAUACAAUCUGUUUGUGUAGCCGAUUGUUGUUUUAUAGUGAAUGUACC